CCUCUCUUCCGGGGGAGACCAUGCUGAGUUUUGGGGAGCUGCUCAUUGCUGAGUACCAAAAGAAAAAUCAGCUGGAGUUCAAGACCAUGUUUCAGCUUCAAAAGAGUGCCCAUCUGCAUAGCAGCCGGGGGGUCAUUCCGCAAGAUGAUCUAGUCGGGCAGCCUGCAGGCUGUUUCCGAAAGACACACAAGGAUGUUCCCGUCUUCAUCCGUCGGGCCAGCCUGGAGGACUAUGUGCUACACAUGAAGAGAGGACCUGAAAUCACACACCCCAAGGAUGCAGCCACCAUGCUGAUGAUGAUGGAUGUGAUGGAGGGGGACUGUGUGCUGGAGUCCGGCUCUGGGUCGGGAGGCAUGUCUCUGUUUCUGUCCAGAGCAG
Molecule: messenger RNA, 378 nt
Organism: Austrofundulus limnaeus
Lineage: Eukaryota; Metazoa; Chordata; Actinopteri; Cyprinodontiformes; Rivulidae
Product: tRNA (adenine(58)-N(1))-methyltransferase, mitochondrial
Biological process (GO): tRNA methylation
Cellular component (GO): tRNA (m1A) methyltransferase complex; mitochondrion
Molecular function (GO): tRNA (adenine(58)-N1)-methyltransferase activity
Source: RefSeq, a predicted model, not a curated record